Rangifer tarandus platyrhynchus (Svalbard reindeer) is the source of this 2217-nucleotide messenger RNA. The record is from the annotation of a GenBank genome assembly. Lineage: Eukaryota; Metazoa; Chordata; Mammalia; Artiodactyla; Cervidae.
AUGUCCGGGCAGCCGCCGCCGCCGCCGCCGCCGCAGCCACAACAACAGCAGCAGCAGCAGCUCCCGCCGCCCCCGCCGGCGGCCGCGGCCCCGGUGCCCGGAGUCCUGCCGGCGCCCCCGGCCGUCAGCGCCGGCUCGUCUCCGGCCGGCUCGCCCGGCGGCGGCGGCGGCGGCGGCGCGGGCGGCGGCUUGGGGGCCGCGGCGGCCGCCCUGCUCCUGCACCCGCCGCCGCCGCCGCCGCCGCCGCCGCCGCCCCCGGCCACCGCGGCCCCGCCGCCGCCGCCGCCCCCGCCGCCGCCGCCGCCCGCCUCGGCGGCCGCCCCCGCGGGCGCGCCCCCCGCUCCCCCUGGCCUCGCCGCGGGCCCCGGCCCGGCCGGAGGCGCCCCGGCCCCGGCCCCAGCGGCGGGCGGCAGCGCCGCGGCGCCCUUCCCGCACGGGGACUCGGCCCUGAACGAGCAGGAGAAGGAGCUGCAGCGGCGGCUGAAGCGCCUCUACCCGGCCGUGGACGAGCAGGAGACGCCGCUGCCGCGGUCCUGGAGCCCGAAGGACAAGUUCAGCUACAUCGGCCUGUCUCAGAACAACCUGCGGGUGCACUACAAAGGUCAUGGCAAAACCCCAAAAGAUGCGGCGUCAGUUCGUGCCACACAUCCAAUACCAGCAGCCUGUGGGAUUUAUUAUUUUGAAGUAAAAAUUGUCAGUAAGGGAAGAGAUGGUUACAUGGGAAUUGGUCUUUCUGCUCAAGGUGUGAACAUGAAUAGACUACCAGGCUGGGAUAAACAUUCAUAUGGUUACCAUGGUGAUGAUGGACAUUCAUUUUGUUCUUCUGGAACGGGACAACCUUAUGGACCAACUUUUACAACUGGUGAUGUCAUUGGCUGUUGUGUUAACCUUAUCAACAACACCUGCUUCUACACCAAGAAUGGACAUAGUUUAGGUAUCGCUUUCACCGACUUACCGCCAAAUUUAUAUCCUACUGUGGGGCUCCAGACACCAGGAGAAGUCGUCGAUGCUAAUUUUGGGCAGCACCCUUUCGUGUUCGACAUAGAAGAUUACAUGCGCGAGUGGAGGACGAAGACACAGGCGCAGAUAGAGCGCUUUCCUAUCGGAGACCGGGAAGGAGAGUGGCAGACCAUGAUACAGAAAAUGGUUUCAUCUUAUUUAGUCCACCAUGGGUACUGUGCCACAGCAGAGGCCUUUGCCAGAUCUACAGACCAGACCGUUCUAGAAGAAUUAGCUUCCAUUAAAAAUAGACAAAGAAUUCAGAAAUUGGUGUUAGCAGGAAGAAUGGGAGAAGCCAUUGAAACAACACAACAGUUAUAUCCAAGUUUACUUGAAAGAAAUCCCAAUCUCCUCUUCACAUUAAAAGUGCGUCAGUUUAUAGAAAUGGUGAAUGGUACAGAUAGUGAAGUACGAUGUUUGGGAGGCCGAAGUCCAAAGUCUCAAGACAGUUAUCCUGUUAGUCCUCGACCUUUUAGUAGUCCAAGUAUGAGCCCCAGCCACGGAAUGAAUAUCCACAAUUUAGCAUCGGGGAAAGGAAGUACUGCACAUUUUUCUGGCUUUGAGAGCUGUAGUAACGGUGUGAUAUCUAACAAAGCACAUCAGGCGUACUGCCACAGUAAGCACCCGCCGUCCGGCCUGAACGUGCCGGAGCUGAACAGCAUAAACACGUCCCGGUCACAGCAGCUCAGCAGCUUCUCCAGUAAUGAUGUAGACAUGGAAACAGAUCACUACUCCAAUGGAGUUGGAGAAACUUCAUCCAAUGGUUUCCUAAAUGGUAGCUCUAAACAUGACCACGAAAUGGAAGAUUGUGACACCGAAAUGGAAGUUGAUUCAAGUCAGUUAAGACGCCAGUUGUGUGGAGGAAGUCAAGCUGCCAUAGAAAGAAUGAUUCACUUUGGAAGAGAGCUGCAAGCGAUGAGUGAACAGCUGAGGAGAGAAUGUGGCAAGAACACAGCAAAUAAAAAAAUGUUGAAGGAUGCAUUCAGUUUACUGGCCUAUUCAGAUCCUUGGAACAGCCCAGUGGGAAAUCAGCUCGACCCAAUUCAGAGAGAACCUGUGUGCUCAGCCCUCAACAGUGCAAUAUUAGAAACCCACAAUCUGCCAAAGCAACCUCCACUUGCCCUAGCCAUGGGACAGGCCACCCAGUGUCUGGGACUGAUGGCCCGAUCAGGAAUCGGAUCCUGUGCUUUCGCCACAGUGGACGACUACCUACAUUAG